GACUGCAUUACGUCAGUUACCCUGCCAGCGGCUAGAAAGCACCUCCGUCCAAGAGAAUUUAGGUUACUUAUUUUCUGCGGAGAAUUAAAGUGAUUUGUGUGGGUCUUUUUCCCCCUCACUCUUACUCAGACUUUGGAGUUUGGGAAUCCUGGCCGGGCGACGAAGAGGAAUGAAACUUUGAAGCGGCGCAUCACAGCUCUCCUUCUUCAGUAUGAGACGUUUGUAAAAGUAUUUGAAAAUCGACGACACUCUCAGAAAGUAGAUGGAGGAACCAGAAGGUACUGAUCAUUGUUACUGUGCGGGCUGUGGAGGAAAAAUUCAAGACUCGUUUCACAUGAAAGUCUUGCAGGACAUCUGGCACAACGCCUGCUUUCAGUGUUCUGUGUGCUGUGACCACCUGACUAACUGGUACUAUGAGAAGGAUGGCAAGCUGUACUGUCGCAAACACUACUGGGAGAAGUUUGGAGAGCUCUGCCACGGUUGCUCUCUCCUCAUGACUGGACCUGCCAUGGUGGCCGGAGAACACAAGUAUCACCCUGAGUGCUUCGUGUGUCUGAGUUGCAAGGUGGUGAUUGAGGACAGGGAUACCUACGCCUUAGUGGAGCGAUCGAAACUCUACUGUGGAAAGUGCUACAAGCAGGUGGUCCUUACACCCAUGUUGGAAAAACGUUCACACGACUCGGUGCUAGACUCACUGCCCCACACGGUGACCCUAAUCUCGAUGCCCUCUGCAGCCAACGGCAAGAGGGGCUUCUCCGUCUCAGUGCUGAGGGAUGUCAACGGCUCAGUGAGUGUUCAAGUCAAAGAGGUCAGAGGGAUGCUUAUUAGUCCGGAGGUGCGAAAUGCCAUCCAUGUUGGAGACAGGAUCCUGGAGAUCAAUGGCCUUCCAGUUGGGACAUUAAUGGAGGAGGAGGUGGACGAUCUUAUCCACCGCACCAGUCACACGCUGCAGCUGCUUAUAGAGUAUGACCCGGUCAGGCAGCGUUUGGAUCGGCUUAGACUGGGAUCACCCAGGAGCCGGUUGGGAGUCCCAGCCACCUCCCGCAUGCGUCUGUCCUCACCUUCUGAUGCAGUCCUGGAGAGAACGGAUGUGGUCGAUGACGGCACGCUUAAAAGGAGGUCUUUGAGACGGAGUAACAGCAUAUGUAAGUCACCUGGGCCAAAUUCUCCCAAAGAGUCUCCCUUUACUACACGAGACAUCGGGCGCUCUGAAUCCUUGAGAUCCUCCAGUAGCUGCUCUCAUCGCAUCUUCCGGCCAUGUGACCUCAUCCAUGGAGAGAUCUUAGGAAAAGGUUUCUUCGGACAGGCCAUCAAGGUGACUCAUAAAGCCACAGGAGAGGUGAUGGUGAUGAAGGAGCUGAUCCGCUGCGAUGAGGAGACCCAGAAAACUUUCCUAAAGGAGGUUAAAGUAAUGCGAAGCCUCGAUCAUCCACAUGUUUUGAAGUUCAUCGGUGUUCUAUAUAAGGACAAGAGGCUCAAUUUGAUAACUGAGUUUAUCGAGGGAGGCACCCUGAAGGAUUUCAUCAGAGACACAGAUCCAUUUCCAUGGGAGCAAAGGGUGAGCUUUGCGAAGAGCAUCGCUUCUGGCAUGGCCUACCUUCACUCAAUGAGCAUCAUACACAGAGACCUCAACUCUCACAACUGCCUGGUUAAACUGGACAACACUGUGGUCGUUGCUGACUUUGGACUCUCUCGACUCAUAGUAGAGGAGAAAGUAAAGCCUUCUCCUGAAAAACCCUCCACUAAGAAGAGGGUUUUCAGGCGUAUUGACCGAAAGAAGCGGUACACUGUUGUGGGAAACCCUUACUGGAUGGCUCCAGAGAUGCUCAAUGGUAAACGCUAUGAUGAGAAGGUGGACAUUUUCUCCUUUGGAAUCGUACUUUGUGAGAUCAUUGGAAAAGUCUAUGCAGACCCUGAGUGCCUGCCCAGGACGCUGGACUUUGGCCUGAAUGUCGGCAAGUUUGUGGAGAAGUUCCUCCCUGACGACAGUCCAGCAGCUUUCUUUCCACUGGCUGUGGCCUGCUGUGACCUCACACCAGACAACCGUCCACCUUUCCAGAAGCUGGAGGACUGGUUUGAAGCUCUGUCCCUCAACCAGGAGCUGGGGAUCCCCCUACCAGCUGAACUGGAUGAACUGCAUCAGAGUCUGAGUCAACGCCACUGGCCUAAAGACGGCUCUCCAGCGCAGAGCAGCCACCAGCCAUCAACCCCGACAGCAGCCUCUUCAGACUCUUCCAGCAUGGCAGACAAUGGCACCUAGGACCUGUGCCUCCCUUAUUUGACCCCUCUAAACUGCUGCACUAAUACUGUGGAUGUGAAAAAGAGGAAAACUGCAUCGAACCCGAGCCAUAUUAGAACUGGAUAACCUGAGGUAGCUGGACCUUGUUCUCCCUGUGUAGGACCUUUACUCUAAAAGUUUCACUCAACUGCAAUGUGAGAGGAAAGACGCAUUUCAAAAAAAAGUUGUUGGUUACUAAUUCUUUUUUUUUUUUUUUUCAAGCCUUCUCAGCCCCCAUUCAAUGCACACAGGGUUUUACUAAUGUUUACUGUGUAUAGAGACAAAAUGCAACUUUCUGUUAUCCUGUCCCUGACUUUUAUAAAGUGGGAAAACCUGAGUGAGUCUGGCAUGUGACAGCUGUUUUGUUUUCCUGGCUCUGAAGUUGUUGUUUGCCAUGUGUGGAAUGCACAGAUCAGUCCUUGUCCAGAGGAGGACUCACUUCACUGCAGCAGCAAAGAAAACAAAGAGGCUUGAAAGUUAAGCUGAUGAUUGACAUGUCCAAGUAAACAGAGGGCAGGUCUUGAAGAAAACAGGAGCAGGCAGUGAAAGCAAAACAACCACUGACCCCAAAUAGUUUCAUCACUCUGACAUUUGGCACAAGAUGGCGAAGGAAUGUUCGGAUUAUUAUUAUUUUUUUGUUUAAGCACCACUGACAUUAUUAUUGACAAGAUGGUUACAAGUAUGGUUCCGUACUUUGUAGUCUAAUGAUUUUAAUUAAUUAUCAUCUUAGAAUGAUGAAUUAACACUAUUUAGAUUUUGACAUUUUGUUCAAAGUUUCUAUCGAACUCCAGAUGCCUUUUUUAAAAGACAGGGCAGAAGCUGUUCUGGAAAAGAAGGGCUCUCAUUAAUAAUUACCAGAUGUAACCAUGCAAGAGUUGACCAUAAAAAGUGGCCUUGUACAGAAGAACUGGAUUUUUAUUCUUAAGCAAUGUAAAUAAAUAUGUACAUAUUAUGCCUCUAAUUGGACAUCAUUUUCUAAUGGGAUCUCUAGAUUUGUAGAUUUUUAGACAUUUCGUCAACAAUGGACGUUUUUACCUGUUUUGCUAUCGCCAUGCAAGGUACUGACGACCAGUUGUAACCACUAUUAUUUAUAUCACUUUAGUAUUUCAUAAAUAAACCUUCAGAAAAUUUC
Molecule: messenger RNA, 3410 nt
Organism: Seriola aureovittata
Lineage: Eukaryota; Metazoa; Chordata; Actinopteri; Carangiformes; Carangidae
Gene: limk2
Product: LIM domain kinase 2
Exons: 16
Coding region: 263-2260 (665 amino acids)
Biological process (GO): protein phosphorylation; actin cytoskeleton organization
Cellular component (GO): nucleus; cytoplasm
Molecular function (GO): protein serine/threonine kinase activity; ATP binding; protein binding
Source: RefSeq, a predicted model, not a curated record